Messenger RNA from Arabis nemorensis, 234 nucleotides. The record is from the annotation of a GenBank genome assembly. NCBI's taxonomy places the organism in Eukaryota, Viridiplantae, Streptophyta, Magnoliopsida, Brassicales, Brassicaceae.
AUGGCAGGAGGAUCUUCUUCAGAAUUUGUCAGUGUUGACAAAAUGAAGAAUAAGAAGAAGCUCGUUGAUGGUGGAGGAUCAUCGUCUGAUCUUACGAAUGAGAAGCUACAUGGGAAGAAAAAGCUUGGUACAAUUGCUCUAGGUCGAUUUGUUGCUAGCGACGAAGAGAUUAAAGAGAACAUUGCCGUAUCAAUUUGUCACAUUGCUGAGAAAAUGAAGAAUCUUAAAACAUAA